Molecule: messenger RNA, 1420 nt
Organism: Arabidopsis lyrata subsp. lyrata
Lineage: Eukaryota; Viridiplantae; Streptophyta; Magnoliopsida; Brassicales; Brassicaceae
Product: RNA-binding protein CP33, chloroplastic
Exons: 4
Coding region: 197-1189 (330 amino acids)
Cellular component (GO): cytosol
Molecular function (GO): mRNA binding
Source: RefSeq, a predicted model, not a curated record
CAUUAAUCUUUCAAAUAAAUUUUCAUAACAGUUCCAUUUUUCGGUAAGGUUUUAUAAUUAUCUUCGUGUGAAAUGCCUUUAAAAAUGAUUUUAUAAAUUUUUAGAAAAAACUUUCCACACAAAUCGUUGAGAAGAAAAUCUAUCUUAUCCACUCGCUCUUUCUCAUCCCAGAAGUCCCACAAACCCGUUUUGAAAAAUGUCGUCAGCUUCUUGUUCCUCCGCCGUGGCGGUAUCCGCCGCAGCCACCGCUUCCUCCACCGCUACCUUUAAUCCAUUACUCUUUUCCCACUCCAACUUCCGGCUCUUCUAUCGCUUCACACCAAAAUCUUUCAAACUCGUUGCUAAUUGCCCUAAUCCACUGAUCCUCCAUUCAAAUAUCCGUCGCCACCGCUUCUUCUGCGCCGCCGAAACCGAAGCUAGUUCUGCCGAUGAAGAAAUCCAGGCAUCACUAGAAGAAGAAGAAGAAGUAGAAGAAGAAGAAGAAGAAGAAGUAGAGGAAGAAGACGCAGAUGAAAAACAGACGACACAAGCGAGUGGUGAAGAAGGGAGGCUUUACGUUGGUAAUUUACCUUACACAAUCACUUCCUCUGAGCUCUCUCAGCUUUUUGGAGAAGCUGGCAAUGUCGUCGAUGUUCAGAUUGUUUAUGAUAAAGUUACUGAUAGAAGCAGAGGAUUUGGAUUUGUAACCAUGGGAACCAUUGAAGAAGCUAAGGAAGCGAUUCAGAUGUUUAACAGCUCUCAAAUUGGUGGUAGAACGGUGAAAGUGAACCUCCCGGAGGUGCCGAGAGGUGGAGAAAGAGAAGUAAUGAGAACCAAAAUCCGUGAUAAUAACCGAAGUUAUGUUGAUAGUCCUCAUAAGAUAUAUGCAGGAAACCUUGGUUGGAAUCUAACUUCACAAGGUCUAAAAGAUGCAUUUGGUGAUCAACCUGGUGUGCUUGGUGCUAAAGUUAUCUAUGAAAGAAAUACUGGGAGGUCUCGGGGAUUUGGUUUCAUCUCUUUUGAGUCAGCGGAAGAUGUUCAGUCUGCUUUGGCUACCAUGAAUGGCGUGGAAGUUGAAGGACGAGCGCUGAGGCUAAAUUUGGCUUCAGAGAGAGAGAGACCCACUGUGUCUCCUCCGUCUGUAGAAGAAGGAGAAACCAAAGAUGUCAGUCUAGAGAGUAGCGAGGUGCUUUCGAAUGUUAGUACAUGAAGAAAGCAAUGGCACAAUAGAUUCCAGUUUCAGACUGAUCAGCUCGAGGGCCAGAAAUGAAAAUUUUGUUGUCUUUAUAAAUGUGUUGUUGUAUUCUACUGAGGCUGAAGAAGAAGACAAGAUAUGAGAUAGAAAACAAGAGAUUGUUUGUAAUUUUUAUUGAGAAUGCUUUUAAUCCAUAAAUGGUGUAAUGUAACAUAUCUUGAUUCCGAUAAACGCGAAUUUAUGUCA